Molecule: messenger RNA, 261 nt
Organism: Rotaria sordida
Lineage: Eukaryota; Metazoa; Rotifera; Eurotatoria; Philodinida; Philodinidae
Source: the annotation of a GenBank genome assembly
AUGUUAAGUUUUGAAAAACUACGUUUUCUUAUUGUUAAAAUAGGCACGGAAAUAGAUUCAACUGUUUGUAGUUUACCUAAACAAAAAUUAUUUGAUAACACAUGUCAAUAUUUAACAAUUCAUGUUUCAGCUGUUGUUGAUGUUAAUCAUUUGUGGAUACAACGUCUUGAUCGAGAAACAAAUAUUCAGCUGAAACAAAUUAAUGAUCUUCUUUCAAAACUAUUAAUUCGAUUAUUAUCAAGAUCAAUCGCAUUGGAAUGA